Molecule: messenger RNA, 3492 nt
Organism: Penicillium mononematosum
Lineage: Eukaryota; Fungi; Ascomycota; Eurotiomycetes; Eurotiales; Aspergillaceae
Product: MFS transporter
Exons: 8
Coding region: 1-3492 (1163 amino acids)
Biological process (GO): DNA-templated transcription; transmembrane transport
Molecular function (GO): DNA binding; transmembrane transporter activity; zinc ion binding
Source: RefSeq, a predicted model, not a curated record
AUGGAAACCAAACCCGAUCUCGAGUCCCAAAAACCAACCCCACAGGUCGAUUCUCCCCACGACACGGAAUCAGAAGAUGACCUGGCCCUGAAACCCCAGCCGUCAAACGCCUACGGCAUCCCAACAUGGCGCAAAUGCCUCAUCCUCUUUGUCGUCAGCUGGAUGACCCUCGCUGUCACAUUCUCUAGUACUUCAUUAUUGCCCGCAACCCCGGAGAUCGCUACCGAGUUUUCUACUACAUCGGAGAUUCUCAAUGUCACCAACGCAGGUGUGCUAAUUGCUAUGGGCUUUUCGUCUUUUAUUUGGGGUCCUAUCACGAAUCUAUUCGGGCGUCGCAAUGCCUAUAAUGCAGCUAUCCUUGUGCUUUGUGCAUGCUCGGCCGGUACCGCCGUGGCGAUCAAUUUGCAUAUGUUUAUCGCAAUGCGCAUUUUGGGAGGUUUUACGGGUACUUUCUUCAUGGUUGCUGGGCAGACUAUCCUUGCGGAUAUCUUUGAACCGACUGUGCGUGGAACAGCUGUUGGCUGCUUUAUGGUUGGAUCUGUCAGCGGGCCUGCAAUUGGACCCUGCAUCGGCGGUAUCAUCGUCACAUUUGCUCAAUGGCGCAUUAUAUACUGGUUGCAAUUCGCAAUGACGUUACUCGGCCUCGUCUUGUCUCUUCUUUUUGUCCCAAGUAUCCAAGAAAAGAACCGGGACUCCGACAAACCCUUGGAGCUUUGCAUUGUCAUAAGCAUGUUCAAUCCCAUGCGCAUCUUUCGUCGAUUUGUGUAUCCCAAUGUCUUUCUUGCAUGCCUCACAUGUGGCCUUCUUUCUACAUUCCAAUACGCACUUCUCACCUCAGCCCGCUCGAUUUUCAACCCACGUUUCAACCUAACGUCUCCCCUCGUCAGCGGCCUAUUCUACCUCUCCCCAGGAAUAGGUUUUUUGAUCGGCAGCGUCGUUGGCGGCAAGCUGUCCGACCGCGCCGUCAAGAAAUGGAUUGUUAAACGAAACGGUGUGCGUCUGCCUCAGGACCGACUGAACAGUGGUCUUGCCACCCUAUUUGGGGUCCUCCCAGGUGCGACCUUAAUAUAUUGCUGGACCUUAGAGGAAGAAGUGGGUGGCAUGGUUGUGCCAAUUAUCGCCGCUUUCUUUGCGGGCGUAGGACUUCUGGGUGCUUUUAAUGGGCUGAAUACUUAUUCUGCUGAGGUUAUGCCGCAAGCUCGUUCAGAGGUAAUCAGCGCAAAGUACAUGGUGCAAUAUAUCUUUGCUGCCGCAGCGACGGCGGCUGUUGAGCCGGUAAUCGGUGCUAUCGGGGUAGGAUGGACAUUUACAAUCUGUGUCUUCUUCGCUAUAGCAAGUGGCUUCAUUGUGCUUACUAUCACGAAAUGGGGCAUUGACAUGCAGCGAUGCUAUCUGGAGCAGAUCCUUGCAGAGAAUCAGCGACUCAAGGAACGGUCGAUCACCUCGGCUCAGGUUGCCGAGACCAACGAUCACUCGCAGAGAGCGCCUUCCAAGACAGCAGAUGCCCCUGAUGGAACAGGGAUUCAGAAUCCAUUGAUUGGAGAUCGAGCCUGGUUCCACCGGUAUGAUCCAUCCUCGCCACCCAUCUACAUCGGCGAGGCAGCAUGUUCAGCAUUCGCAACACGGUUUCGGCGUUUCUUGUCGGGAAAUAGCGCGAUGCCACAUAUUCCUCGAACACAGUAUGAGCGCGAAGAGACAAUUGCCACAGCGAACGAAGCCGAUAUCCAGUGGCCGAGCCUUCACCAUGCUCGGUUGUUGGUCCGGAUAGCAAUCCAUCAAAUCGGACAUCUGUACCACCUCAUGAUGCGCAAGUCGACGCUAGACAAACUGGAAGAGAUCUACCAGACACAAGACUUUGAUUGCACGGCUAACAAGUGUAAAUUCUUCGCCCUGUUCGCCUUCGGCCAGGCGUAUUCAAUCCGAUCUGAGCCCAAUUCUGGCUCCAGAGUACCUGGCACAUCAUACUUUGCUCGAUCAAUGAGUCUGGUCCAGAUCCUGCCGGAAGAGAACCAGUGUUACACACUUGGAAACACUGUUAUUGUUGGUAUGUGGCUCAGCAUGUCCUAUUGUUCGACAUCAGAGUACUUACCACAUCCCAAGUCUCUUUUUUCAUACUAUCUCAACCGGCGCCAUUCGGCGUACAUUCUCAUUGGAAACGCUAUGCGGAUGGGUUUGACGAUCGGCCUGAACCACAACAUCCCAGAAUCACAGCUAAUCGACCCAGUGGAGCGCCAACACCGCAUCCAAAUAUGGUGGACAAUCUACAUCUUCGACCGGAUGUGGGGAUCCAAAAUGGGUCUCCCAAUGCAAAUCCUCGAUGAAGAUAUCCACGUCGACAUGCCCUCAACCAUCUCCCCACGCUGGCGUCACGAAGAAGAACUCUCCGACUCAGAAUACAUGACCGCCAACAUCAAGCUGGCACGCAUAGUCGGCGAGACAAUCACCCGUUUAUACAGCCGUCGAAAGUACCAAGAGACCUUCCUCCAGCGCGUGCAGAAACUCCUCAAAGCCCUGAAAAACUGGGUAGAAACACUCCCCGAAUCCCUCAGACUGAACAUGGAGGACCUGGAGUCGAGCAAGAAACCCGUCGUCUCCCUCCACAUGGCCUUCAACCAAUGCGUGAUCCUAACUACGCGCCCAACGCUACUGCACCUCCUGAUGACACUAAGUAAAAAAAGUAAACCCUACCCCGAUACCAAUAAUACCAGUGGGGCCGAGACCGAAAGGGAGGGCGAAGGCGUAUCUGUUUCCCAACCCGUCCUUACCCUAAGCGAAGCAUGUAUCCAUGCAGCGCGACAUUCCCACUCCAUGAUCCUAACAAGGUGGAUCAACGGGUCCAUGCCAACCUUUGGAUAUUUCCACGCCCACUACCUCUUCUCCUCGGCGUUGAUAUUGGCAAUGUCUAGCUUUGUCCCGAUCGGCAGUCCAACUGAUAUGACAGGGUUCGACUCCGCGCUGGAUCUGCUGCGCUCCAUGACCGAGAAUGGCAAUUUGGCUGCGGCGGAAUUCUACCAUAAUCUCGAGCAGGUGAAGGUUUGUCUGGCUGCGUAUCGGGGACUGAGGCGGGGUGAGCGGAAUACCGAUGCGACUGCUGGAGGAGAGGCUUCUACAAGUAAUACCAAUGCUAGUGCUAGUGGCAACCCUCCCCCUGGCGCUGGUGUACCGGCUUUGUCCGGACCUUCAUCGCAUUUACCAGCUACUACUCCUUUCAUGAACAUGGCGCCACUGAACCAAUCGACGUCUAUACCUGCAAUACCCGCCACACAUCAUGUCCUUGCUUCUGCCACCACUCAACCUGUCCACAGCCAUGGAAUCGAUGCAUAUGUCUAUCCCUUGAGGGAUACUGUUAGUGGGUACACGACUGAAAUGGCGUUUCUAGAGCCGACUAUGCAGGAUUUCCUGGCGCAGUCAGAUAUCGACCUUGGGCUGUUGCAUCCUGUCGAUGCGUUCUUCAACGAGGCGGAGAAUCUAUAUACAUGUCAUGAAUUUUGA